AUGUCUUAUAAUGUUACACAAAUAUUUCAAACAUCAUCAGAUCAUGCUAAAGAUGGUGCAUUUGCAUUAGGCAUUAUAUAUCUGGUAUUUUGUUUAACUAAUUUAGUUCUAUCAUCAUAUAUAACUCGAUCAUUAGGUGUAAGAUUAACAUUAAUUUUUUCGAGUGUGGCAUACGUGCCAUUUAUUGCCUCUAAUAUAAAAUAUAAUAGAUGGACAUUAUACAUAUCUGGAUUCUUAGUUGGUGUUGGUGCAGCUUUAUUAUGGACAGCUCAUGGUGUCUAUGUUACCAUCUCAACAAAUAAACAUGAACAAGUAAAUAAUCUAGUAUCAUCAUCCACAAGGGGUUUAAUGAAUGGUACAUUUUUCGGUAUAUUUCAAUUAAAUCAAAUCAUUGGAAAUUUGCUUGUCUCAUUUUUAUUUCAUAUAAAGCUUGACCAAUGGAUUAUUUUUACAAUACUGACAAGUAUUUGUGGAUUAGGAACAUUCAGUUUAAUUUUUCUGCGACCUGUAGAAAUACCAAAAGAUGGAAGUAAAGCAUUGAUUAUUUUAUAUUCUAUGAAUAAUAUUUUAUUUUAUAUUUUCUAG
Rotaria sordida is the source of this 585-nucleotide messenger RNA. The record is from the annotation of a GenBank genome assembly. Lineage: Eukaryota; Metazoa; Rotifera; Eurotatoria; Philodinida; Philodinidae.